Myxozyma melibiosi is the source of this 657-nucleotide messenger RNA. Its product is annotated as cytosine deaminase. The transcript has 8 exons. The record is from RefSeq and is a predicted model, not a curated record. NCBI's taxonomy places the organism in Eukaryota, Fungi, Ascomycota, Lipomycetes, Lipomycetales, Lipomycetaceae. Gene Ontology annotation, biological process: cytosine metabolic process; cytidine metabolic process; pyrimidine-containing compound salvage. Gene Ontology annotation, cellular component: nucleus; cytoplasm. Gene Ontology annotation, molecular function: cytosine deaminase activity. Bases 86 to 544 code for a protein of 152 amino acids.
CAGAUAUCUGAUAACUGCUAUCUCUGUUGCCGGCUUCAAUUGCUAUAGAUAUUUACUAGGCUAAAACUAUCAUUCACUACCCACCAUGAACGACGAACUUGGAAUGAAAAUUGCCUACGAGGAGGCCCUUAAGAGCUACGAGGAAGGCGGUAUCCCAAUCGGCGCUGCCUUGGUCUCAGCCGAGGGAGUCGUGCUUGGCCGUGGACACAACGAGCGUAUCCAGAAGGACAACCCGAUUCUCCACGCCGAGACGUCAGCUCUCAUCAAUGCCGGCCGUGUCGAUGCUAAAGUCUACAAGACUGCCACUAUGUACUCCACCCUUGCAUCCUGCUUCAUGUGCAGCGGCGCCUGCAUUCUCUACGGCAUCAACCGCGUCGUCAUGGGCGAAAACCGAACUGUUCAGGGAGGCGAGGAUCUGUUGGUCUCCAAAGGCAUCGAGCUUAUCAACUUGAACGACGAGAAGUGCUACCAGCUGAUGCAGAAGUUUAUCAAAGAGAAACCGCAUGAGUGGCACCAGGCGCACCCCGAGGAGUUUGAGGGGUAAGCUUUCGACACCAGUUAUUCUAGACUUGUCGAUUUUUGUAAAAAGUGUGCGCGUUACGGCUGUCUUCGGAGCUGUAUAUGACGGGCUACCUCGUAUUUUGCCUCUGAUUCAAA